UAAUAAUUUACAUUAGCAUUUUCAAUUUAAUUUUUAUAAACAUUUUUAAAUAUAUAUAUAAAUUAUUAAUAUAUUUAUCAUCAGUUUUAAAUUAUAAAUCUUUAAUAUUAUAUUUUUUUUCAUUAUUUAAGUUGUAAAAUAUAUUAUUUAAUUUACGAUGAAUUUUAUAUAAAUUUUCAAAUAUUUAAUAU
Messenger RNA from Ichthyophthirius multifiliis, 191 nucleotides. RefSeq lists its product as hypothetical. The record is from RefSeq and is a predicted model, not a curated record. Lineage: Eukaryota; Ciliophora; Oligohymenophorea; Hymenostomatida. The transcript has a single exon. The annotation marks the transcript as partial.